CUUGUUUUCUUGUGUUGGAAAAGAAGCUCAACAACAUUGGCGCCAUUGUCAACUCUUCUGACUCUAUCUACCUCCCUCCAUGGAGUAGUUAGGAACUAAUUUUGUCUCCACUUAUUCCAUAUAUUGGCUCGUUUGUAAGACGUGCCACAAUUAAGGUGGUGAAAGAAAGAAUGAACAUUUUAUGAAACAUUGAAUUUUUAUUUUCCUUCCCAAUAACCAGUUUGUUAGAUCGUUUCUCUAGCAAGAUGUUUGGUGUCAUUAGAAGAAAACUCCGGCACCUUUACUCAAGGAUAUUGUGGCUACUAUGGAAGCGUCCCAAGUCUAAAGUUGUUAUCAAAAGGUUUAGAAAAUUGAACUUUAAGGGUCACCACAGAGCAGAAUUGCGUAAAAACAAAUCUACAAGUGACUCAAAUGGCCUCUUAGUUGAGUCUCAAUCUGGAAGGCCUAUUAGGAUUGCUACAUUCAAUGUUGCAAUGUUUUCACUUGCACCUGCUGUUUCAGAAUUUGAUGAAUGGGUUGUCUCCAAUCAUGAGCAUGUAUCAAACAAGAAGAAUCUUCUUGCAAAGGGUGAUUUUCCAAAGAGUAUACUAAAGCAAUCUCCAUUGCAUGCCUCUUUGGACAAGGCUCAGAAUCUUUCUGCCUCCAAUAUUCUACCACGUUCGAAUUUGAAGGUUUCUAUCAAUCUCCCUGACAAUGAGAUUUCGUUGGCAAAUAGUAGAUUGCUUGCUUCGAUGGAGAGAAAAGAGGGUACUUCAGAUACAAUCACGGGAAAUGUUUCUGGCAGGCAUCAAGUUCCAGCAAGGUCUCCUGUGUGCUUUCCUUUCGUUAUGAAUUACUGUGAGGACACUGAGAGGUUCACAUGCAGCAGAAGCAUCAUGGAAGUUCUGAGGGAGAUUGAUGCUGAUGUGCUGGCCCUGCAGGAUGUGAAGGCAGAGGAAGAGAAGAACAUGAAGCCUCUUUCUGAUUUGGCAGCUGCCUUGGGGAUGAAGUAUGUGUUUGCUGAAAGUUGGGCUCCAGAAUAUGGAAAUGCCAUCUUAUCCAAAUGGCCUAUUAAGAAGUCGAGAGUUCAGAAGAUUGCUGAUGAUGAUGAUUUCAGGAAUGUUUUGAAGGCUACAAUUGAUGUGCCCUGGGCAGGAGAAAUAAAUUUCCACUCUACUCAACUUGACCACUUAGAUGAGAGUUGGAGAAUGAAGCAAGUACACGCAAUAAUCCGCUCCAAUGACCCUCCUCACAUCUUGGCAGGAGGACUUAAUUCUCUAUAUGGAGCUGAUUACUCAUCUGAGAGAUGGACAGAUAUUUUUAAGUAUUAUGAGAAACUUGGAAAGCCUAGGCCAAGGUCAGAAGUGAUGAACUUCAUGAAAUCAAAAGGCUAUGUUGAUGCAAAGGAUUAUGCAGGAGAAUGCGAGCCCAUUGUCAUCAUUGCCAAAGGCCAAAAUGUGCAGGGGACAUGCAAGUAUGGCACAAGAGUGGAUUACAUUUUGGCAUCACCAAACUCACCGUACAAAUAUGUACCAGGGUCCUACUCAGUCAUUUCAUCAAAAGGAACUUCUGAUCACCAUAUAGUGAAAGUGGACAUUAUGAAAGUAAAUGCACCAGCUCAGAAAAAUGUCAUUAGGCAGUGCAGGAAACUAAAGAGGAAAGUAGUGAAAAUAACGCCACCUUGUUCUGCAACAGGUGUGAGGGAAUCAACCCCACCUCCCAAAAUACUUGUGCCAAAAGAAAUUGAUUGAUAGAAGUCAUAUGGUAUAUUUGGAUAAGCAAUGCAUUUUCAGUUAGUUGUAAAGUUAAAGCGGUAUGGCCAUGCAAUGGAGUUUGACAUUUCUCAGUCCCCUUGAUUGAGCCUCAAAUUGAUGAGGUUUCCAAAUCCCAUAUAUGUAUAAUAAUAUUGAAUUAUUGCCCUUUCCAGUUUCCCCUCAUGUUUGUACCUUGUCCUUGCUAGAUGCUUCAAAUAAAUAAUUCAGUUCAGGGUGUGAUAACUGCACUAAAGAAAAAA
Glycine soja is the source of this 1993-nucleotide messenger RNA. RefSeq lists its product as uncharacterized. Gene Ontology annotation, molecular function: catalytic activity. Bases 246 to 1730 code for a protein of 494 amino acids. Gene Ontology annotation, biological process: GPI anchor biosynthetic process. Gene Ontology annotation, cellular component: endoplasmic reticulum. The transcript is spliced from 4 exons. The record is from RefSeq and is a predicted model, not a curated record. Lineage: Eukaryota; Viridiplantae; Streptophyta; Magnoliopsida; Fabales; Fabaceae.